CGACGACUAUCCACCUGCACCUCACCGCCACCACGGAGGUCACAACGACUGAGACCACAUCGCUUGCGCCGGUUCCAACAGCAGGCGACUGGGAGACUGUUUUGAUACCAGUGCUACAAAGCGGAAGUGUGCUUGCCAGUUACUCCGCUGCAGGCAUCGAUACGAGCUUUACUUCAGCUUCGAGCGAAUCGUCUUCGGCUCAAGCAAUAUAUAUGCCAUGCGAAACCGGUCCGGUUAUCAAUGGCCAGAGCUCGUGGGCUGGUACUUCGUACUGCCUGGCAGCAAGCGCCACGAUGAAGGUGAGUACAAUGCAGCGUUAGGGCUCGCUGAAUACCACUGGCUCUUCCAGUCAGUGCUUCUGGCGAGCAACAGUGAUCAGUGGUAGCCCUUCGUGGCCUGUUCGAUGCGUAUUCACCUCUGCUAAAGCGAUGAUGUCGACAACAACUCUCACAGCCGUAAGCACGAAGUGGCUUACGUCUACUUUGGCAAACAUCAUGUCAACCACGGCGAGCAACCUAACGACGAUGCUCAUGUCCACAACAGGGGUCACGACGGCGAGCACGUCCGCUCUCAACCCCACAACUACCUGCUAUCCAGACGCGUACGGCCAAACAAAUUGUUUUGAUAUUGUCACGCCGAGCACCUCUUGGUGCACAACCAUGGGUUGUCAAUGGUAUGCAGUCACGGGAACAGAGAGUACUAUAACGACAGCGUCGCUGCUGCCGACAGUCUCGGCAAUACCCAACUCCACGGCGAUACAGGAGUGUCUGAACGCACGUGGAGGCGUGUUUAACGGUAUCGUCAGUCCUGGCUGCGCUGCCAUGCUAUGGCAUCUUGAGGCGUGCUAUAACUCAUAUGGUCCAAUCACGGAUCCGUAUAACAUACCACAAAGCCAUCUGUUCCAAGCAUGCGCUUGUGAGACAUACGAUAACACGCCGUUCAAUUCGAGCAGCUGGUUAUGGCAGAAUUUCACCGGCUGCGCGACUUGCCUUGAAGCGUCCAGUUCCGGUAUUACAAUGGACAUCCUAUCCCAGCAACUCGAGGACAUCGACAACUUCUGCCGCUCACAGAACCCGGUCAUGUAUUUGGCGAUAGCCGACUUCGAACAGUGGCUGAAGUUGGUACUGGCUGGGUUAACUCUCACCCAGCCGGUGCUAUCAGGAAUCAUCACCGAUAACUUAAAAGCCAGCUCGCUAUUCACAACAACGCCUCCACUCGCAAACCUGGCGUAUGGACCCUCUGCGCCCUUCGACGGCAGCUUGAGAGGCGUCGUUCCGAACCUGAUGACCCAGGUACUUACAAGUGUUGGCACUGGGUCCGCAUCAACAUCUACUACGGUGGUGUCUAUCACGAUGCUCGUUGAUUGGGAGUCCGCGUCGAUACCUCCAGGUUCCAUAGGUUAUUACGAUCCAACGGCUGCCAGUAUCGAGGCUGCCGAAGCUGCGAGUGCGAGCCUGCAGAGCGCAAUCAGCCAACUGGAGACUGUCGGUCAGGGAGGUCCCACGGGUCCACGAUGUAUCGGGCCUUGCCCCAAGCUCUCAUGUUCCACGAGAUUUGUUUCCAGUCAGGUGAAAAUUGCUUCAGUCAUGGUGGGGUUAGCCAUAGCUGUAUGCUUGAGUUUGUAAAUCAAAUAUUCCUAGGUUCGCAUUGCACAAAACAGCAGUUGUGCGGACGAGGGCUGCAACAACAUGUCCGAGAACCGCAAUGAACCGUGUAGUAGAUUGCAUGCCUUGGAAACUAUGCGCCCAA
Messenger RNA from Baudoinia panamericana UAMH 10762, 1749 nucleotides. RefSeq lists its product as uncharacterized. The transcript has 2 exons. The record is from RefSeq and is a predicted model, not a curated record. NCBI's taxonomy places the organism in Eukaryota, Fungi, Ascomycota, Dothideomycetes, Mycosphaerellales, Teratosphaeriaceae. Bases 429 to 1625 code for a protein of 398 amino acids.